This is a messenger RNA of Pediculus humanus corporis (human body louse), 294 nucleotides long. Its product is annotated as Acylphosphatase-2, putative. Gene Ontology annotation, molecular function: acylphosphatase activity. The coding region runs from base 1 to 294 and encodes 97 amino acids. Lineage: Eukaryota; Metazoa; Arthropoda; Insecta; Psocodea; Pediculidae. The transcript has a single exon. The record is from RefSeq and is a predicted model, not a curated record.
AUGGCAUCUAAAUUAAUAAGCGUUAAUUUUGAGAUUUAUGGAAAAGUUCAAGGUGUCUUUUUUAGAAAGUUUACCCAAGAACAAGCUACUGCCCUAGGAUUAAGGGGUUGGUGUAUGAAUUCUACUGAAGGAACUGUCAAAGGAACAAUUCAGGGUGAGAGAAAAAAUAUUGAUGAAAUGAAAAAUUGGUUGCAGUAUAAGGGAAGUCCAUAUUCUAAAAUAGAAAAAGCUGUUUUUAGUGAAGAAAAAGAAAUCGAUGAAUUUAGUUUCAAUAAUUUUUUUGUUAAACGUUAA